AUGAGUUACCCAAACCAGUAUCAACCUCCUCCUCCUCCUCCUCCUCCUCCGCCAUCGAAUAUCCUCGAUGACCCUGAUGUCAUCACCCACUGUCCGGGCGAGGAUACUCUCCUCUGCACCGCAUACUGGUAUACCGCCCCAGAUGCCCCUCGCUACGAGAUUUGUUCCCACUGCUUCGCCUCGCAUAUCCGCAACACACCGUGGGCGUCUUGCUUCCAGCGCCAGCUCAAGCCCUCCGACCCAGACCGCCACUGCCGCUUCGAUACCCCGCGCAUGCUAUCCCUAUGGCCGCAGGUCCUCCGCAACAACGACUGGACCUACAUAAGCCAGUUCAUGGCGCGCCGCGCCGCGAUUCCGGAUUGUAAGAAGCUGACGCCCAUGCCCGCUGAUAUUGAUCUCGCUGGGAAUAUACGGCGGUGUUAUAGCCUUCGGAACAGGGAGAUUGACAACUGGACCAUCUGCGCUGCUUGCUAUGAGGAUGUGGUGCUUGCGACUUCGUUCGCGGGCUUCUUUGGUCCGCAUCGCCCGAGUCCGCCGCCGCCAGCUGGCCAGACGUUGACGUGGACGUGCGAUAUGACAAAACAUGCGCGUCGCGCGAUCGGAAAGUACGCGGUGACGAACAACUGGACCAGUUUCGUGCGCUCUGUCGCACACGCGGCGAGCCUACCCCCCUGCGCAAAGGCAGCGGGUGUCGCUGCCGCAAGCCGGAAAUGGUUCCGGCCCCGGCCGCCUAUCCCCAAAAUGGUAGUUUGCAACGCGUGCUACUAUGCGCACAUCGCAGAGUCCUUUAUGGAGAACCACUUUGAGCCAGUGCCUGUGAAUACUUCGACUUCUAGACUUGAGACCUGGGUAUGCGACAUGGUUCUCGUGCCCAUGCGUGUCGCGCAGAUGAAGGCGGAGCAGGAUAAGGACUAUCAGAUCUUUUGGAAUGCUGCGAGGGCAAUCAUGGCGAAUCCGCCUUGUCCUUCUGGGGAAGGGGAAGGCAGCUAUGGCGGGAUCUUGUAUUCUCUCCAGGGGACCUCGGGCAAAGUGUGCGUCUGUUCGCAGUGCUACGCGGGGAUACUCUCCCCAUAUGGAUUCGGCGGCUCGUUUGACGCUACUCAGCCCCCCUCCCGAGCAGGAGCAGGAGCAGGAGCAGGAGCAGGAGCAGGAGCAAGCAAACUCUGCAUUUUCAACGAGAAAUCUCCGCGCCGCGCGCAAUACAUGGACAAACUCGACGAAGCCGUCAAUCUCCGAACCUUGACCCCCUUCCAAACCUUCGCAUCCCGCCUCGGCGUCCUCCCCACGUGCCCCACAACAACCGCAGUCCCGAACCGGAAGUGGUACGGCAACGACGACUGCCUAAUCUGCGAGAGCUGCUGGGAGGAUUUCGUCAAAGAGACCAGCCUCGCGGCGCAGCUACCGUACCAGGGGAGGGUGCUCCCGGGUGGGUAUUGCGACCUGUACUCGGCGCGCAUGCGCGGGUUGUGGGCCGAGGCUUGUGCCAAGGGGAACAUGGACGAGUUCAUGGCCUUUGCGAGGCACCGUGCGGCGGUGUACCAGCAGACGGUUCCGCGGAUGCAGGAGAUUCUGGCGGUUAUGAGGAUGCGCCUGCAGCAGAGUCAGGCGGCCCUUUUGACUGGGGUCAGGUUGAUGGGGUCGGAUCUCGUUGUGGCGGCGUCGCAGGCGUCGGGCUAUUCUUAUUGGAGGUAUGGCAAUGCGAGUGUCGGGUAUGGGUGGGCGACCAGGGCAGGGGCUCAUGGGCAGCAGAUUUUUAAUGAGGGAAUGGGCAUGAAUGUUGCCGGUGGCGGCGAGAUGACGGAGAUUGCGCGGCUUGAGAAGAUGUGGAUGGCAGUUGAGUAG
Aspergillus calidoustus is the source of this 1842-nucleotide messenger RNA. NCBI's taxonomy places the organism in Eukaryota, Fungi, Ascomycota, Eurotiomycetes, Eurotiales, Aspergillaceae. The record is from the annotation of a GenBank genome assembly.